Molecule: messenger RNA, 1137 nt
Organism: Rotaria socialis
Lineage: Eukaryota; Metazoa; Rotifera; Eurotatoria; Philodinida; Philodinidae
Source: the annotation of a GenBank genome assembly
AUGCACAUUUUCGAUGAUGAAAUAUUAGGGAAUAUAACAACAAUCAUACAUAAUUCCACUACUUCACUUCCACCUGACGUACCAACUCCACACUCGAUUGGUUACAUAGCUGUAUUAAUAUCAGUGGUUUUCUUCGGUUCAAAUUUUGUGCCCGCAGCCAAAUACCCAAUCGGCGAUGGGCUUUCAUUUCAAUUUUUUCUAUGCUGCGGAAUAUGGAUAACAGGUGUUGUCAUUAAUUUAAUUGUUGGAAGCCCUCCUUUUUUCCCAUUAGUUAUGAUAGGUGGAGUUCUAUGGACAACAGGAAAUGUUCUUUCAGUAUAUGUUAUACAGAUUAAUGGUCUAGGCAUGUCCAUGCUAUUAUGGUGUACGUCGAAUUUAUUUAUGGGAUGGGCAAGCGGACAUUUUGGUUGGUUUGGUUUAAUACCAGAGAAGGUUGAAAAUCCUCUAUUUAAUUAUAUAGGUGUUGCUAUCGCCGUUCUUAGCGGUAUCAUAUUUCUUUUUAUUCGUACUGGAAACAGUCCAGAAACUACUGCAGAACAUCAACCAAUUCUUCAAUCAAAUGAUACAUCUAUAAUAAAUACAUUAAAGGAUGACCCAUUAGAAUUGAAUAGUAGUCCAUCAUCAUCAUCAUCAUCUACACCAAGUAGACGCAUGCGUAUAAUUGGAUAUAUAUUGGCUAUUAUAAGUGGAAUAAUAUUUGGUCUCGUAUUUACUCCGAGUACAUAUAUACAAGAUCAUAGGAAAUAUAAAUAUCCGACAGCAUCAAAAAAUGGCCUUCAUUAUAUAUUUUCAAUGUAUACUGGAAUACUUUUAUCUUCGUUUUUCUAUUAUUCAGUAUAUAUUGUUUGUAAACGUAAUCGUCCACUUAUAUGUAUAGAAAGUAUAUUACCUGCAUUCAUAUCUGGAAUUAUGUGGGGAAUUGCAGAAGCUGGGUUUAUUGUUGCAAAUAGUAUAUUGAGUCAAGCAAUAUCGUAUCCAAUAAUAUCGAUCGGACCAGCAACACUAGCAGUCCUUUGGUCAAUAUUAUAUUUUAAGGAUAUAGUUGGAUUAAGAAAUUAUUUAAUAUUUAUCGCUGGAACUGUAAUUCGAUUAGUGGCUACUGGAUUUAUUAUCUUAUCUAAACCGAUUUCUUCAUGA